AUGGAAUUAACGGAGGACAAUUCUCCAAAUGUAUCUGAGAAUGAGGCUGGUGGUGGUGACCAUGAAACCGCUGAGCAAAAGGCACGAAAACGCCGUAAUCCAUUUAAAAUACAAAAGGAUAAGGAGGAAAAGGAACGUCGCCAAAAGAAACGUGCUCGUCUAAUUGUCCGUAAUAUGAGCUAUAAAGCGAAGGAGGAAGAUCUACGCAAGCAUUUCGAACAAUGGGGCAAACUGGAAGAAGUGAAUAUUCCCAAGAGGGCGGAUGGCAAGUUGGUCGGUUGUGCUUUUGUUCAAUAUCAGACCAUUAAUCAGGCGACCAAAGCAAUAUUGAAGGGCAAUGGCAAGGAGUUUUUGGGCCGGGUUAUAUAUAUUGAUUGGGCUCUGGGUAAGGAUGAAUAUCUGGCCAAGAAACAACAAAAUGUCAAGGAAGAACCCGAGGACAAGAAACCUAAAUUGGAAAUUAAAGAAGAGGAGGAGGAUGAUGAUGAAGAUGGUGAUGGUGAUGAUGACGACAGUAAUGAAGAGGAUGAUGAAGACAGUGAUGAUGACGAUGAAGACGAAAAUGAGGAUGAAGAGAAUGAAAAUGACGACGACGAUGAUGAUGAUGAAGACAAAAAAGACAUCAAAUCAAAACUUAAUAUCGACAAAGUAAACAAAGAGAAACGUAUAUCGAAUGAUGUCCAAGAAGGCUGUACGGUUUUCAUUAAAAAUGUUCCCUUCGAUGCUGAAGAUCAAGAUUUACGUAAAGUUUGUCGUAAAUUUGGCCCAGUUUGGUAUGCCAUUAUCAAUAGGGAACCUGUAUCGGGUCAUUCUAAAGGAACGGCUUUUGUGAAAUUUAAAACCAAGGAAUCGGCCGACAUGUGUCUGCAAUCAGCAGCAGAAUUUGUUCUGAUGGAUCAGGUUUUGGAACCAUAUCCGGCUUUGAGUCGUGAAGAAAUACGCCAACAAAAUUUAGAAAAAGAUAAGAAAAAUGAUGGCAAGGAUUCCCGAAAUCUAUAUUUGGCGAGAGAGGGUCUCAUUAUGGCUAACUCCAAGGCGGCUGAGGGGGUCUCAGCUUCGGAUAUGAACAAACGGCAUAAGCUGGAACAGAUUAAGGCGCAAGUGCUGAAAAAUCUCAAUAGAUUUGUAUCUCGCAAUCGUUUGUCCAUUCACAACUUGCCGUUGAACUAUGACAAUGACAAUUUGAGAGAUAUGAUUAUUGCCUACACUGGGUUCCAUCCUCAUGAAUGCAGGGUGAUGCGUGAAAAUAAAAUAACACCAGAUCAUCCAAAGGGCAAAUCCAAGGGAUUUGGUUUUAUGUCCUUCAACACACAUUUAGAAGCUUUGACAGCCCUAAGGAAACUUAACAAUAAUCCAAAAGUCUUUGGUACCCAACAUCGCCCCAUUGUUGCCUUCAGUAUAGAAGAUCGUGCCGUUCACAAGGUCAAGGAGAAACGCAAGGAAAGAUCCAAACUCAAUAAUCCCACCUUCAAAGACAAAUUAGAAAAACGUAAAGCCCUAAAGAAUGACAAGAAAUCCGGAAAGCAACCUUUGAAAACACUUCCCAAAGGACCACAAGAUGAUGACAAACAAAAACUAAAAGAGCACAUUAAGAAAUUGGAAGAAUCACGGGCCAAAAAGAACAAUAAACAAAAUAAUAAAAAACAGGAAGCUCCCGUAGCCGCCGAAGAGGAAUUUGUUGGCACGGAAGCUAAAAAGGGUACCGUUUUGCGUAUGCGUUCCUUUAAAAAACUAAAAGAACAAUCUGCCGAUCAUAUGCAACGCGUUAAACAGGAAAAGAAAAAGAAACGACAAGAGAAAAUCAAACAAAUCCAUCUGGCCGAACGGAAAGCUGAAAUUCGUCCCAAACAAGGGCGUAAAGUGGAAAAAGAUGAUUUGGCACCAUUGGUAAAUAAAUACAAACAAAUGCUGGAAAAGCAAGCCGAUCCGAAUGCAACAAAUACUGCUAAAAAACCUAAACGUACCAAAUGGUAUACGGAAUAA
Molecule: messenger RNA, 1983 nt
Organism: Musca vetustissima
Lineage: Eukaryota; Metazoa; Arthropoda; Insecta; Diptera; Muscidae
Product: RNA-binding protein 28
Exons: 4
Coding region: 1-1983 (660 amino acids)
Molecular function (GO): RNA binding
Source: RefSeq, a predicted model, not a curated record